UAGCGGCGUAUGUUGCACGGUAGAAAAGUAAUAUGUAUUUUUUAAUGUCUCAACAUUUGCGGUUUACAAAACUCUGAACUUUGUAAUUAAUAUUUAUUUAUGGUUUCAAGAAUAUCAAGUUAGAAAUUGUGGGUGUAUUACAUAAAUUACAUUUCUAAACACAGUUAUCUUUUUGAGAAGAAAAUGCAAUGAAAACAUAACCUUAUUUACAAUCAACAAUGGUGCUUGAUAAUCUUUUUCAAAAAAUACAAGAAAAAGAAAUAUCAUGAAGAAUCUAACAACAAAACAAUUACAAAGAAUAGAAAAAAAGAAAAAGAAGAUGGCUGCACUUCUGGAAAUAACUAAAUUAAAUGAUAAAGAUAGAGAAGCCAAAAUGCUUAAGAAAACUUCUACAAUAUUAGAUGAAUCAAAUGAUACAGACAGCAAUGAGAUUUCUAUGGAAGAAAAUGUAAAACGUAAACGUCCAUGUGAUGAAGAUUUAAAAGAAACAUUUUUGGAUAAUUCUAUUAAAAAAGAAAAUGAAAUGGAUACAAAAGAAUCAGAUACGCUUGCUAAUAAAAAGCCUAGAUUAAGUGGAGAUGAUUAUUUAAAAUUAAAACAAGAAUUGAGAGAACGUAAAAAGAAACUUAAAACAAUACCACGAUUUCGUUUGAAAGCAGUUGGUGAAAGUGCUAGUUUAACUAUUAAUGUUAAAAGUGAAGAUAGAAUUCCUAUUUUUCUUAGCGAUGUACAACAUUUAUUAUUGUACUCAUUACAUGGUCAUCACUCACCCUAUAUGCCAACAAGAUGGUGUCAUCUUGAAAAAUAUAACAGGGUCGCACACACUGUGGUUCUUGUUGUUGAAGGACUUUCUCUAUAUCAUUUUAUGGCUUAUGAAAAUAUGUUUCCACAUAUAACAUCAAAGUUGGAACAUAGAGUAGAAGUUGUGACACCAACAGUCUAUGGAGGAUCAGUAAUAGAAGAACUUGCAGCUGUUCCCAUAACCGGAAUACAAAGCGAUAAAUUACUUAAAAAAUAUGGAUCAUUAGAAGCUGCAUUACGUAGUAGCGGUGAUGUAAUAAAAUUAUUACGAACUGUGUUUCCAAUGCAUGGAGUUCCAUCAACAAAUGCGGAAAAAUUUAAAACAAAAUAUGGUCUUCCUGGAACUGAUAAAUUUCCACGUACAAAAUUACUUUUAUCUUUAUGUCAAAUGGUAGAAGAAAAUUAUCCUGUUCCACUGAAAGGAGAAUUAGCAAAAAAAUAUGGAAAUUAUAUAAUGACAAAAGAUGUUUAUGUAGAAGCCAAUGAGAGAUCUCCAAUGAUUGGUUUGGAUUGUGAAAUGUGUAAAACAACUAGUGGAGAAUUGGAAUUAACGAGAAUAUCUCUCGUAGAUGAAAGUAUGAAAAUUAUUUACGAUAGUCUGGUAAAACCGGAUAAUCCUAUCAUGGACUAUCUUACUCGAUUCAGUGGUAUAACAAAAGAUAUGUUAGAAGGUGUCACAACUACGUUGUCCGAUGUUCAACAAAUAUUGAGAAAAUUGCUUCCUCCAGAUGCAAUUCUUGUAGGACAAAGUUUAAACUCUGAUCUCCAUACGUUAAAAAUGAUGCAUCCAUACAUCAUUGAUACAUCCGUAAUUUUUAAUAUUACUGGUGACAGAUAUCGAAAAUCAAAGUUACAAACUUUAGUGAGAGAAUUUCUCGGUGAAAGAAUACAAGAAAAUAUAUCUGGCCAUUGUUCAACUGAAGAUUCACAGGCUUCUAUGAAAUUAGUACAAUUAAAAUUAGCAAAUAGUGUAGAUUUUGGAGAUGCUGUGUUACUUGGCUGUUGCAACAUGGAAAUAUUAAAGAUGGAGCCAGAGAAAAUGACAGAUGAUCAAAGAUCAUUAAAAACUGAAAUACAAAAAUAUGCCACCUCAAUUUUCAAAUAUGUAGUAAAGGAUAAAAAAACUGCUGCCAUUGUGGGUAACGGAGAAGUUAUGAAUGAAUACUCGAAAUAUUUAACUUCUUCUAUCAAUAUUAUGGAUGAUGAAAAUUUUAGUAAAAACGAUCAAGUACGUCUUGUAAUCGCGGACAAUGAUAAACAGGCCGUCCUCCGAGCUUCACAAAUAGCUAUGGAGCAUGCUUUUACUUUAUGUCAUGUUAAGAUAGAACAAGAAAAAUUAAAAAAUGAUAAAAUACAAAAAACGUUCCGUACUGUAAAUAAAUGGGUACAUAAAUUAUGGCAGCAUAUGGCAAUGAAUGGUUUGGCAUGUAUUAUAUUUACGGGAGAAAAUAAUGCAGCAAAUGGUGCUUGUUUUUUGAAUUUGAAGAAAGAAAUAUCUGAAGAUUGUACAAUACAUGUUUGAAAAUAGAGAAAUUUAUAGAGAGAAUAACUAAAUACUAAUUUAAAAGAAAAUUAUUAAAGAAGUAUUAUUCUGUCAAUAAUAUGAAUUGUAAAAAAAAAGCACGAAGAACUAGAAAACAAAGUCUCAUAAUUAAUUCUCAUUCAAUAAUUAUUUUAUAGAAAUGUACAAAUAUCAUAUUAUUAAUAAACUUUUUUACUCCUUGUAAAUUUAAUGAGAAUUUUUACAGUAUGUAAAAAUUUAUUUAACAGAACAUACACAUUUAUAAGAUGGAUAUCAAAUUAAAGAGAAUGUUAAAUUU
Molecule: messenger RNA, 2621 nt
Organism: Frieseomelitta varia
Lineage: Eukaryota; Metazoa; Arthropoda; Insecta; Hymenoptera; Apidae
Gene: Rexo5
Product: small RNA degrading nuclease 5
Exons: 10
Coding region: 266-2323 (685 amino acids)
Cellular component (GO): nucleus
Molecular function (GO): exonuclease activity; nucleic acid binding
Source: RefSeq, a predicted model, not a curated record